Molecule: messenger RNA, 483 nt
Organism: Cooperia oncophora
Lineage: Eukaryota; Metazoa; Nematoda; Chromadorea; Rhabditida; Trichostrongylidae
Source: the annotation of a GenBank genome assembly
AUGCUAAAUGCAAAUAAACUUAUAAAAGGCCUAGCAGGAGAAUGGCGAGUCUAUGGUUGCUCCAUAAUAGUACAUAAACAUUGUCACGAAGAAGUGAUCGAAAAAUGUCCAGGAAAUAAAGCAGACGGUGCUUCUGACGCGGAGAAUGGCGGUAUUGUUGAGCCUGGCAUGGGUCGGUUCAGCAUUAACAUGCCGCAUCGCUUCUCACCUCAUUUCUACAAACUUCCGACGUUUUGUGAUCAUUGUGGUUCGCUGCUGCAUGGCUUAACCCAUCAGGGUCUGCAAUGUUCCGGCUGUAAACUGAACGUACAUAAACGGUGCUCACAAAAUGUAGCAAACAACUGUGGAAUCGACGCUAAACAAAUGGCGGCCGUGUUCGCGCAAUUGGGACUCUCUGCAGACAUAAAUGGCGCAUGCAGUAAGAAAAAUGUGACUUUUUCAGCGAUUUUAGGAACGUCGUGGGAAAAUGCAAGGACGAAGUGA